Pochonia chlamydosporia 170 is the source of this 1785-nucleotide messenger RNA. RefSeq names its product rRNA processing protein RRP9. The transcript has a single exon. Gene Ontology annotation, cellular component: small-subunit processome. Lineage: Eukaryota; Fungi; Ascomycota; Sordariomycetes; Hypocreales; Clavicipitaceae. The coding region runs from base 1 to 1785 and encodes 594 amino acids. Gene Ontology annotation, molecular function: snoRNA binding; protein binding. The record is from RefSeq and is a predicted model, not a curated record.
AUGUCGUCUUUUUUCACCAUUCCUGGGUCCCAAAAGAAGAGGAAGCGGACCUCUGUCCCAGAAGCACCAAAGAAAAGAGUUGCCGGUGCCAAAACAUCCACAUCCAAAGCGGCCUCGAGACCAAAUGGUGCCACCAAGCGAAGAGUCGAACGAGACGAGUCAAUCUCUGGUAGCGACUCUGACGAUGACGAAAAUUACGACAGCCCCUCAGACGCAGGCGACGAUGAAGACGUAGAGGAUCGCCAGAGUUCAGACGAAGAAGGCGAAACCGCAGCCGAGAAACGACUUCGCCUAGCUGAGCGGUAUCUGGAGAAUGUCAAGGAGCACGUGGACGAAGCUGGCUUCGAUGCAGCCGACAUUGACCGCGAUUUGAUCGCCGAACGGCUACAGGAAGAUGUUGCUGAGACGAAAGGCAGGGUAUACCGGCAACUAGCCGCGCAAUUGGCAUUCAACAAGGCGUCGCAAACUUUUUUCCGCUCCAAUACCAACUCUGUUACAUCCAUCGCCGCAUGCUCCCCGUUUGUAUACACUGCGACAAAAGACCUGGUUCUACACAAAUGGAGGAUACAGGAUUUACCCCAGGACCAAUUCCCUCAAACAACCAAACGAAAACCCAAGAAGCCUCCUGCACCACCAAGAAAACGGCCCCAACUGGUGGCGUGGAUCAAGGGCAGGAAGAGCAAAAGCAAGGACAGAAAUUACAAGAGGCACACUGGGCAAAUCUUGGCGGUUGCAGCAUCUCCCGAUGGCAAAUAUGUUGUGACGGGUGGCGAGGACAAGAAGUUGAUUAUCUACGAGGCUGACACCCUUACGCCAAUAAAAGUCAUGACACACCAUCGAGAUGCUGUUACAGGGCUGGCGUUCCGCCGAGGUACCAACCAACUUUAUUCAUCGUCAAGAGACAGGACUGUAAAGGUAUGGAGCCUGGAUGAACUGGCCUACAUUGAGACGUUGUUUGGUCACCAAGACCACGUCGUCGACAUUGACGCCCUUGCGCAAGAGCGCUGCGUCUCCGUUGGCGCACGAGAUCGGACGGCCCGGCUAUGGAAAGUCAUGGAGGAGACGCAACUCGUUUUCCGUGGUGGAGCGGUCGACAGGAAGAACAUUCCACAAGGGGUCGAUCCCCGGUCACUUCUCCACGAAGGAAGCAUGGACCGCAUUUCCAUGAUCGACGACGACCUCUUUGUCACCGGAAGCGAUAACGGGGCAAUUGCCCUUUGGAGUGUCACCAAGAAGAAGCCAGUUUAUAUCCAGCCACUUGCACAUGGCCUUGAUCCCGCCCUAGAUCCUCUGGCCGCCUCCGCAGAGGCCAAUCCCGACGCGAAAAAGGUUGUUCCCGCUCCCACGCCACGAUGGAUAACCGCCCUCAGAACGAUACCCUACUCAGACAUCAUCCUCAGUGGUAGCUGGGACGGACAUGUCCGUGUAUGGAAGCUCACCGAGGACAAGAAGAAGAUUGAGCAGAUUGGUGUCCUGGGCGACUUCGCCGACGACUACGAUAACGACUCAGUUGAAGAUGCUCCUACAGCGAACGGCACAGCAGAGUCACAUCGGCCCAUACCUGGAGUGGUGAAUGACAUUGCCGUGUUUGAACGAGGUGAACGGGGCAAGGAUGGACUUUGUGUCGUUGCUGCUGUGGCACGGGAACACCGCUUUGGAAGGUGGAAAGUGUUCAAGGAUGGUGUGCGUAAUGGCGGCGUGGUAUUUGAGGUGUCGAGGAUACCUACCGCGGAAGUGAAUGGGAACCAUGAGGAUGCGGAAUCGGUUUCUGAUGACGACGAGUGA